CUGCCACAAUCCUCCUCAAUCAGCUUGCUGCUGCCUCCUUCGUUCUCCAAUCCCCAACGAUGGGGCUUCAAAUUUCGAACUCAUCUUGCUUCAAGUGCUCGGGGCCUCCUCCUCAACCUGAGUACCAACCUAAUUUUCGCCGUCGCCGCCACAGUCGCUCCGCCUCGGGCCGUGCUGCUCCGCCUCCUCGAUCCCUGCCGCCCCGCUCGCUAGGCGCCGUCAGAGCUGCGUGGAGACUGCAGGGGCGCAUCGCAGUGAAGACAUUUCUCCUCUACUACGCCUCGCGUCAGGUAUUCAGUUCCGGCCGCCGCCUCGCUCUGGCUUCUGCAGUGCUCCGCCGCGGCACUUGCUGGCCAUCGUCCGAACUGCGUGGAAACUGCAGGGCCGCAUCGUAGUGCCGCUCCGUACUCUGCCCCGACUUGAUUGUGCUCCGUCUCCCACCGGGUAUCUCAAUGCUGUAGACUCGUAAGCAUUACUUGCACACAAGUACAGUAUGUGAUUUAGUGUCAGAUUCUCAUUAAACAAAGGUUUACAUCUCAAACAAACUUGGCCUCCUGGCAUAAAUUCCCGCAGAGAGCAAUAUAAGAAUCUGAUAUUUGAUGAGGCGGACGUUCUAUGAUUUUAUUUUACAUAUAUCACUUCCCAUACAACCGUGUUUCCACAAAAAGGAACUAAACACUUAUGCAAAAAGAAGACUCGAUGCCUGCUGGUUCUUUUUUGCCUCCCAGAAAUUCAGUGUUUUGGUAGUUUAGCUUCAAAGUUGCAAUAGGUAUACAGAUACUCCAUUUUUAGAUAAAUUUGAAUCACUUGAUAUGAGACGGAGGGAGUAAUAGGUAUGAUCAUAUUGUUUUCAUUAUUAGUUGGGUCAGUAUGGUUAGAUGAUGGGCGCGCGCUAUGACCUGCGGCAUUCUUUUACGAGUUCUGCAUAUUGUUCAAUUUUUUUUAACUCAUGAUCAACUUCAUAAAAAGUACUUCCUCUGUCCAACAAAGGAUGUCUUAACUUUGACAAAAUUUGAAUACAUCUAUACACUAAGUCAUGUCUAGAUACAUCUAAAUUUUGACAAACUUGAAACAUCUAUUGUUGGACGGAGGGAGUAGUUAAAAAAGGUUAUCUAUACAACUCAAACAUAGAUCUAGAAUAUUCACUUGGUUGCGCGGAUGUUUUUGUUACAAUAGGUCCAAGCAAUCUGCUUAUGACUGCCAGCAGUAAGAUUGACCCUGAAGUUGUUGUGAUCCAAAAAAUUACAAAUAUUUUACAUAUAUCUAGCUUACCUAAAUGUUGUACUUUUCAGAAGAAAUGUAUUGUUCUCUUUCGAAAGAGUAGAGUAUAGUAUAGAGAUAGAAUCUUGGGAAGAAACAUUUUUUAAUUAGGGGGAUAUUUGGUGGUCAUCAAAGAAAACCAAAAAAAAAAGUUUGAUGCAUAUGACUUAAGUGUACUACCAUUUUAUUUUGUUGUUUCGUUGCAACGCACAAGCAUCCGGCUAGUGUAAUGCAAUGGUUCCAAAUUUGAACAUAAGCAUCAUCUUUAGUUCUUAGAAUAUUUUUUUAACAGAUCUUUUAGUUCUUAAAAUAUUUCUUUAAUGGAUCUUUAGUUCUUAGAAUAUAUGAAACUGAAAUGGACCGUUGAUUCCUUAAAAGAGAAUAUUCUCCAAAUAUUUCUAACCAUCUCAUUUGCUAAAAAAAAAUCCCUCCGUCCCAAAAUAACCGUCGUGAAUUUGUACACGAUCUUAUACAAAUUCACGACGUUUAUUUUGGGACGGAGAGAGUAGAAAUUAAUUGGUUCCAAAUAAAAUCAGUGGUAACUACAUCCAUUCUUUUCUUAUACAAAUAAAACCGUUCUCCGUGAAAAAACUGAAAUAAUGAUUUGUACUUUUGACUGUAUAUACGGGACCAACCGACCGGCGCUCCUGCAGCCGCCCUCCGCCGUGGCAAAGAGCCGCAUCGGCACAGUAGCACACACGCCGGCUAUCCCCGUCCCGGUUUCCCCCAAUCCCCCUCGACGGCUCGACCGAACGACCCGCGCGCGCCAUAGUCUCUCCGGACUCCACAGCCCCGCGCACGGGCACGGCACGCGCGCACACGGGACACUGCCGCGGCUGGGUUUAACGGCACGGGGCCUCAAAUCUCCUCCUUCCCCUUAUCCGCUCCAAGCCAGCCAGUCGCCCCCGGUGCCCUCACUCCGGCCGCGCACCUUCCCCUCUCGCCGGCUACGGUCCGACGCAGGCCAGCAUGGCGGCGUGCCCCGCCGCAACCACGGCUCGCGUGGGAGCGCACGGAGGGCCGUGCCGCCUCUGGAGGGGAGGCGACAGAAGCCCGAACUUCCUCACGGGCUCCGCGACGUCCUUGCCGCUCUCGGGUCGCCGGCCUGCCCGUGCCACGAGGACGCGCGCCUCGGCCUCGGAGUUGCAGCAAGCGCCCGGCGCGGCCGCUCCCGCUGCCACUAUCCCGACCCACAAGGUCACCGUCCACGAUCGGGAGCGCGGAGUCGUCCACGAGUUCGUCGUGCCCCAGGACCAGUACAUUCUGCACACCGCGGAGGCGCAGGACAUCACGCUGCCGUUCGCGUGCCGCCAUGGUUGCUGUACUAGCUGCGCGGUCCGAAUUAAAUCCGGGCAAAUACGACAACCUGAAGCACUUGGAAUAUCUGCUGAAUUAAGGGAGCAGGGCUAUGCGUUGCUAUGUGUUGGCUACCCAUCCUCUGAUGUUGAAGUUGAAACUCAAGAUGAAGACGAGGUAUAUUGGCUCCAGUUUGGAAGAUAUUUUGCACGAGGGCCUGUUGACAGAGACGAUUACGCGCUAGAGCUUGCGAUGGGAGAUGAGUGAUGUGUACCUAAGAGGGAUACGGUUUUCAAGCGUCGUCUCUGCGGUUUGUGUAGGUUAUAGGGCCGCGAAUGCUUGAUUUUUGCAAGCGUAGGAGAAGAAAAAAAUAAUGUCGGUGUUUUUAUAAUUUUCCAUGGAGUACGUCCUGCAUGUUUGCAAUUUUGGCAUGUGCAAUAUAUGCUUCUUGCAAAGAUGCCAUUUUUCUUGUUUUUGGCAUCUGGCAGAUGAACAAAGCUAAGGAAUGUAUGUAAAGCUGUGUACUACUUCCAAGGAAAAAAAACUGUGUACUACUGAACACCUCAACACAAUCUUCAGUGCAAAAUCCAGGAGGCCAACAAAGAGACAUUAAAGAUCCCUAAGAUUAGGAAUACUCA
This is a messenger RNA of Brachypodium distachyon (stiff brome), 3194 nucleotides long. Its product is annotated as ferredoxin, chloroplastic. The transcript has 8 exons. Gene Ontology annotation, biological process: electron transport chain. NCBI's taxonomy places the organism in Eukaryota, Viridiplantae, Streptophyta, Magnoliopsida, Poales, Poaceae. Gene Ontology annotation, molecular function: electron transfer activity; 2 iron, 2 sulfur cluster binding. The record is from RefSeq and is a predicted model, not a curated record. The coding region runs from base 2230 to 2823 and encodes 197 amino acids.